Molecule: messenger RNA, 1025 nt
Organism: Dendrobium catenatum
Lineage: Eukaryota; Viridiplantae; Streptophyta; Magnoliopsida; Asparagales; Orchidaceae
Product: NAC domain-containing protein 68
Exons: 3
Coding region: 32-772 (246 amino acids)
Biological process (GO): regulation of DNA-templated transcription
Molecular function (GO): DNA binding
Source: RefSeq, a predicted model, not a curated record
GGCGGAGAGUGAGGAAUAGAUAGAAAGAGAUAUGGGAAGAAGGAUCGGAGACGCGGAGGCGGAGCUCAACUUGCCGCCGGGAUUCCGGUUCCACCCCACCGACGAAGAGCUUCUGGUCCACUACCUCUGCCGGAGAGCUUCUCAUCAGCUUCUCCCCGUUCCCAUCAUCGCCGAGCUCGAUUUGUACAAAUAUAACCCUUGGGACUUACCUGAUAAGGCGUUGUUCGGAACGCGGGAGUGGUACUUCUUCACGCCGCGAGAUCGGAAGUACCCCAACGGAUCACGGCCGAACCGCGCCGCCGGGCGAGGGUACUGGAAAGCAACAGGGGCGGACAAGCCGGUCACGCCGGCGGGAUAUUCCCGGCCGAUUGGUAUAAAGAAAGCCCUGGUUUUCUACGACGGGAAGCCGCCGAAAGGCGCAAAGACGGAUUGGAUCAUGCAUGAGUAUCGCCUCGCUGAUGCCAAUCGCAGCGCGAGAAGAAAUGGGAGCUUGCGGUUGGACGAUUGGGUGCUGUGCCGAUUGUAUAAUAAGAAGAAAGGAUGGGAGAGGAUACCGAAGGAGGAGACGGACUUGACGGAGGACAGUUUCAGGACGCCGGAAUCUGACAUCGAGUUGCCGGAUUUGGAUGAUUUGGGGCACGAAGCAGUGGAUAUGAAUCGCAGCUCAGGCGCGGCGCAGCUUCCGCCAGCUGCGCCGGCGAUUAAAGAGGAAUACGAUUGGUACUCGGAUCUGAACCUGGAAGAUUUGCAGAAUUCGUUUGGGCCUUUUUGAUCAACGCCGGCGUCGAUGUUUCCACGCAGGAGUGCUAUGUCUCGAGCUUAGUUUCUCCUAAGUCGUCGCAAAAUUUGGCUUCUUUUUGAAGAGAUUGAUCGACCGAAGCAGAGGAGAGAAAUCAAUUUGAUCUUUAUCUCAAUUAGUUGAUAUUGGUUAAUCAAAGAAGCAGCUUUUAUGUAUAUAUUUCUCUCCCGGAGCAGUGAAAUUUUUUAAUGAUAGGAAGCUUAUCUUUUUUGUGCAAGUUUUAUAA